AAGACUUGUCGUUCUCAAUUCUUAUCGAUUUAAGAACAAAUCAUCUAACGAAGAUUACUUCCGAAGAUCAGAAACAAACACAAACUGUGAAUCGUUGUUUGUUAAUUCUCUUUAAAAUCGCCAGAAGAAAGAGAUCUCCGUUUUCUACAGGUAAAAAUUCCCAAUCUCCUUUGUCUUGUGUAUUUUUGAUUGAUUGAUUGAUUUAGUUGAUUCUGUGUCUUGUCCGAUCUGAAUUAGAUUCUUGUGUUAUCUUAGUAUUUGUGUUUCGGAAACUCAGAUCUACUUUUUUAAUUGCAUAAUUUGAUGACGAAAUUGUUGUUAUCGUAGCUAAAACAAAAUCGAUCUGUGUCAAUAAUAUAGUUGUACUUUUGUUAUGGAUCUAAUCCUCAAAAACCCGACAACCUUAAAAGAUCCUCUGACAUUGAGGAAUCUUUGGUCUGACUAAUCUCAUCUAUUGUCUUCUUGUCGUGUAUAUUGUCAAUAAUCGCAGUGGUAAAAUUUUAAUUUGAAUUUAUGUGGUGUAACAGAAGAAAAGCAAGAGAGUAAGAAUGGGAUCGGAACAAAACGAUAGCACAAGCUUCACGCAAUCGCAAGCUUCAGAGCCAAAGCUAUGUGUUAAAGGAUGUGGUUUCUUUGGAUCACCAUCAAACAUGGAUCUCUGUUCUAAAUGUUACAGAGGCAUUUGUGCUGAGGAAGCUCAAACAGCAGUUGCUAAAGCUGCUGUUGAAAAAUCUUUCAAGCCUUCUCCUCCUCGUAGUCUCUUCAUAGCAGAACCUCCUGCUGUUGUUGUGGAACCCAAACCCGAAAAGGCGGCAGUUGUUGUUGUCUCGGCCGAGCCAUCUUCCUCGGCGGUUCCUGAGGCGAACGAGCCAUCGAGACCUGCACGAACCAACCGGUGUUUGUGUUGUAACAAGAAGGUUGGGAUCAUGGGGUUUAAGUGCAAAUGCGGGAGCACUUUCUGCGGCGAACAUCGGUACCCGGAGACUCAUGAUUGCAGCUUUGAUUUCAAAGAAGUUGGACGUGGAGAGAUUGCCAAAGCUAAUCCUGUGGUUAAGGCUGAUAAAAUUCAAAGGUUCUGAAAUAUGGAAGUUUUUUCUAAGUAUUUUGGUGGUAAUUACUCAUUUGUAUUUGAACCGAUUUGGGGGUUGUCUUGGAUGGUUUUAAUGGAUUGUUUCCAAAGGGAUAGAGGAUGAUGAAUUUGGUUCCGUAAUAAAGUGAAUCGAUGAAGUUUGUUCUUAAAC
Arabidopsis thaliana (thale cress) is the source of this 1241-nucleotide messenger RNA. Its product is annotated as A20/AN1-like zinc finger family protein. The record is from RefSeq and is marked reviewed. Lineage: Eukaryota; Viridiplantae; Streptophyta; Magnoliopsida; Brassicales; Brassicaceae. Gene Ontology annotation, molecular function: DNA binding; zinc ion binding. The coding region runs from base 549 to 1079 and encodes 176 amino acids. The transcript has a single exon.